This is a messenger RNA of Lotus japonicus, 1117 nucleotides long. RefSeq lists its product as uncharacterized. The transcript is spliced from 3 exons. The record is from RefSeq and is a predicted model, not a curated record. Bases 41 to 793 code for a protein of 250 amino acids. NCBI's taxonomy places the organism in Eukaryota, Viridiplantae, Streptophyta, Magnoliopsida, Fabales, Fabaceae.
CUAUCUCAAAUAAAACUCUGCAUCCUAUUUCCCUUCCAUAAUGGUUCACUUGGUGCCAUGGGGCGGGUACAUGGAUAUGAUAGGCAUCUUGCCGCGCAAAAAUGAUGAUUUCGUGGUCAUUGAACAAGCAUUUGCAUAUCCUGGUCUUCUUGGACAGAAGUGGUUAAUUGAGGACCCUUUGCAGAGGUUUUACGUGGUGGACUUUAACAUGAAUUUCGCUAAGCCCGUCCUGGCCCAAGGAUGGAAUUCUAUAGUUGACGCAUAUGGAUUGGAUCAGACUCAUGUGUGUAUACUGAACAUGGUUGUUCCCUCUCAUUUUCAUUUGAGAGUAUACGAUUUGUACCAACAAGAGAUAAGCUAUCUACCAUUGGGAGUUGUUAGGGAAGGAUCUGGAUCUGUACACGAGGAGGAGACUCUACGUGAGAGCAUAUCUAUAGCCAUGUCGGAUGAAGAAGAGUUGUCACAAGCAAUGGCCUUGGUUCUUUACGACGGCCAGCCCUCCAUGGAGGAGCCACGCGUUGAGCCUGAUCAUGAAAUUGGCUCUGCCACCGGAUCAGCUGGAUCACUGGUGGAAGGUGAUGAAGCCAAACCUCAGUAUGUCUUCAAUCUCACAACGGAACUCACUCCUCACCGUGCUUAUCCAUGUCAGUUUUGCUUGUCCGGGAAGGCUGCUAAAUUUGUGCGCGAGAAUGGGCUGCAGCCAUGGUAUAUAAGAGGCCCAAACCGUGUCAAACGUAAAAUCAACGUCCUCUUCAAACAUAAGCAACCUUACACAAAGCUGGGGAGGGGAUGAAGAAAGUUCUGCAAGAGCCAAGGCGUCCAACAUGGUCAAAAAGUGUCUAUGAACUUCACAGAUGGGCUCACCAGGUUGAUUGAUGUUGAGUUUCUAAAGUAGUUGUUUUGUUUGGCCAAAUGGAAUGGGAUUACGGUACUUGCUGGGGCAUCUUUUUGGAAUGUUUUUGGGAAGAAAAAUAUGUUAUCCAACCAGUCUUGGACUGCCUGUAGUGAAGUUCUCAUUGUCAAGUGUAGUUCGUGUUUAAUGUGUGUGUUUGUUCUAUUAGUUCUUUUUGUUCAAGGUUGCACUCUCAAGGGUAUUUGUAAAAUAUCAUCGAAACUA